This is a messenger RNA of Malaya genurostris, 7176 nucleotides long. RefSeq names its product eukaryotic translation initiation factor 4 gamma 3-like. Bases 941 to 6979 code for a protein of 2012 amino acids. NCBI's taxonomy places the organism in Eukaryota, Metazoa, Arthropoda, Insecta, Diptera, Culicidae. The record is from RefSeq and is a predicted model, not a curated record. Gene Ontology annotation, molecular function: translation initiation factor activity; mRNA binding; protein binding. The transcript is spliced from 3 exons. Gene Ontology annotation, cellular component: eukaryotic translation initiation factor 4F complex.
UCCACUAACCGCUCGAAAAAGUAUUUGUUUAGUUCACCUCCGUUUCAAAUCUACGUUCAAAUUGUUGAAUUAUAUUUAGCGUGUGAUUCUUGUUCCACAAAUGAACGAAUAUGCCCCGAAGAGGGAUCGACAGCACUUAACGAAGGUGACUUGAAGGUCGCGAAUGUCACACUGCACUGAUCGGAAUUCUGCAAAGGGCGUGCUGAAAAAGGAAAAUAAUUCAAUCGUUUAUGAGCAAUACAGUGUGAUUUGUAUAGUUUUCCUUGAAAUUGCAGUCGAUGUAGUAGAAACUGCAAACCAUGCAUAUGCAUUUAUUCCGAUUCCUGUUUCAUGAAAGUGGAAAAUAAGUGAUUUCCCAGUGCAGUUUUAACUGUCGUUUUAAAAUUUCCUUUCCAAUGACAGACUCGUUCUUGCCCUUUUCAAACUGCGGUCUUCGUUAUUUUACGUAACCAAAUCGAUAGGCUGGCAUGACGUCACAAUCUGUCAAAGUAUGUUCCACGGCCUAAUUUUUUCCUUUAUUCCGCGAUGAGUUUGUCGUAAAAAGAUUUUCGGGUCGAAAAAAUAUAGAAAAACAAGCGUGAAACCGUAACCAAAGUGUGCAGAAAACUAUUCGCCAGUCGAAAGCAGUUGGUGCUGCUGGAAAAUCCGGCAAAUUCAGGCUGGAAAGCACGUCUUGAGCUCUGCUGACAGAUUCGGAGCUAACCUAUAUUUUUCGAGGCAGUUCGAGUUUUUUUUUUUGUAGUAUUUUCUCUCGCUCGCAUACUCAGCAGAAACUCUGCUGGCACUUAUGUGCUGCGUGGAGAGGAAUUAUAAUUGAUGAUUCAAUGCGAUGUGGAAAACUGAUUUAGACAUGCACUUGUUCGAGUAUUGAACAGCCCAAAAAGGUGCGGAGAAUUAUGAUUGAUUUGGUGUGACGUCAAAUUUACCGAAUCAAGAAAGUAUGCAGAGCGGAGGAGGACCAUUGCCGCCGACUGGUAUACGGGUAGUGCCGUCGGGUACACCGACUUCCCAGCAGCAGCCCGAUAUACAGAAAAUGCAGUCUCAACCUCCGAUGAUCAAUCAACAAUAUUCGCAACAAAACUUGUUCCGAAAUGCUGGUGCGAACCAGGUACCGCGUACAACGCGUCCUAUGUUGCCGACGUACCAUCCGCAACCGACGUUCUUAACGCACAUGUAUCCCAUGCAAUAUCAACGGAUGCCAUGGACAAACUACGGAUCAAUACCCAACUACCAGCAGCCGUAUUAUGCUCAGUUAAUUCCGAGUCACCACCAGCAGAGCCGACGUAAUCCGGGUCCGGAAAACAAUUUAGUAAAUAUGCAACAGGUUCAGCUGCAGCAUCCGAAUCAGCAAUCUUCGCCAAUGGCAGUGUCUCACGAUCUACUGGCUAUGCAGCAAAUGCACCAACAGCAACAGCAACAGCAGCAGCAGCAGCAACAACAACAACAGCAGCAGCAGCAGCAACAACAGCAAGCUUCUCAACAGGUAUCCGGAGCUGGCCAAGCGCAAUUGGAUCAACUCCAGCAAAAUCCUGCUCAAGUUAGUGUCGGAGGACCACAACAGCCACCGCACGCUAUGUUGGCUCCAAUACAAAUUUCACAUAUGGCCCCGGUCCGGCCAACUCCGACUGGUGAUGUAAUCAAGAAGAAACGUUUUCAUGCUAUCCCGAUCAUCGACCCAAACACGAAGGAGGAUGUACUGGAUAAGAUUUUUAACGAUUCAACUCCGCCGACAUCAACGCCAUCGUCGGCCUCUAGCACCGGCCCUGCAGCACAAGGAGUAGGGCUAUCUUCUUCGUCAGGAGUUGCAGUUGCAACCACAGCAGUAGCAGUAAACCCAACAACGUCUUAUAACACUAUUCCUCCUAAUGUACCCCAAGUUCCACUAAACGCAGCCGUAGAGUCCGACUAUGAUAAUUACACAACUAAUCCUCAGCAGGGUAAUCCGGAUCUAUCGGGACUGAUACAGCAUCAUCCUUUGCCAGCGCAUCUGCAUCAUCCGCCGCCGCCGCUUGUACACCCCGGCCAUCCCCAUCAUCCGCAGCAGUUGCAGCAACUGGAGAUGAGUCGAUUGCAAAACGCUACUCAACACGAACCAGUUUACCAGGGUUCUAUAAAAAUGAUGAAUCCACCGUCGCAUCAUUCGCAUCCUUCAUCAGCGGCAGACAUGACUCCGGCCGGAACGCCCGUGGUGUCGGCGAUCGUUGACAGUCCCUCGGUUGAAAUAAAACCCCUUAUGAUUAAGAAGAAGAAGCCCAGUGGCGAAAUGAUCAUUCAGCAGUCGCACCAGCAUCAACACCAACCUCAGAAUCAACAGCAGCAGCAACAACAACAGCUACAGCAACAUUCAGUUCAGUCUCUUCCAGUUAGUCAACAACCGUUGCAUCUCCAACAUCAGCCGGUUGCAGCCGUUCUAACGAGCGAACCUGUACACAUUCCGUACAUCAGAGCGGAACGAACUAUUUCGGAGAAAUCGAUUGCCGAAUCUACCCUGUCAACGGAUGCAGAACCGUUUGUGUACACUGGACCGAGCAGCAUUAGCAAUCCACCGCCACAGCCGACGAUGUUGGUUCAUAUGGAAGAGAUGACCCAUCCGCCACCACUGGCCGCUAUCGUAGUGCCGGAUUUGGUGGUUCCAUUCGUACCGGCUGCCGCUGCAGUUCCAGCAAUGCCAACCGGUCUAGUGGAGCAACACUCGCAACAUGAAACAGUGCUCAAACCUGUCGAGAUGGAGGUGGCAGCUACUCCACAACCGGAACCCACUAGGGCACCUUCGGUAGCCAAAGAUAUCGCCGGCAGCAAAACGAUAGAAACUUUGGCAACGAGCGUGGAGAAACUUAGCGUAGAAGAUAAUACUAGCAGCGGAACCGCCAGCUCGAACCGAACUGGCCACAACAACAAUAGUAACAGCAAAAAGCAGAAACAAAACAAGAAACGGAUUGAAGAAUCGCUGGGUGCUAGUGAGACUGGCAGCAACAGCAAAACUCCUGCAACAGUAGCAGUGGUAGUGGAACCGGUGGUGCCGGCGAUCGAUGAAACUGAUCGAUCGAUUAUUUCGACGGCGGUAGAAACAUCCCAGCAGCAGCAACAACAACAACAACAACAGCAUCAUCAUCAACGAUCGCCGUCGUUAAUUAGUAAUUUAGUGGAACAUAAUACUAGUAAGUUAGAUAAUGAUAACAUAAUUAAUAAUAAUAAUGUGGAUUGCACCAGUACUACGAUUACAACAAUUACCGAUAAUUCGACAGAAAGCAACAACGCAUCAUUGCCGAUGGAAAACGCUAGACAACUACAACAACAACAACAGCAGCAACAGUCGCUCGAUUCCCGACAGCACACCCCUGUAAAGACGGACGAAGAGAACAAUGUCCCUCAAAUGCAAACGUUUACACAACCGCCUCCACUGCUGCCGAUGACGCUACCGCCGCCGACAUCGCAACCACAGCAACCGGAAUUUGACGACAACAAGAAUGUCGUCGCGUCGGAAAGUGUAAAACCAACACACGAAGCCACACCGGACCUGGAGUCGAAGGAACUUCAGUCGGCUACGGCGGUAGCAGCGGUAGCCGACGAGGCAAAUCUCAAGCCAACGGUGCCGGUUGUUAAGAAGUCCCGGUCGAUCACGCGCAUCGAGUAUGAUCCGGACCAGUGGAGCCCGGAGAAUCCGUCAGGCAAGAAGAAAUAUUCUCGUGAUCAGCUGAUGCAGUUGAAAAAUGCAGCACCGGCGUUUGAGAAACCGGUCACGCUUCCGAACAAUUUGGAAAAUCUUAUAACCCGAACCAACCACGGUGGAGGCGGUGGCGGUGGUGGUGGUGGUGGCAUGGGCCAUCCCAUGGGAGGAGGUAAUCAGUAUGGGAAAAGCAAUUUCACCGAAAUGUUACUUCCAAAAUUCAUUAUCUCCGGUGGCGGAGGAGGUGGCGGAAACAUGGGUCAAAUGCGACAGCCGUACCCUGUAAAGCGUACGUCGCAACAGGGCAAUCAGGGCCCAUCCGGACAGCAAUCCAACAAACAGUCCCAGCAAAGCAUGAGCAAAACCGGAUCGAAAAUCAUUCGUCUCCAGCUAGACGAGGAGGUGAAGCUGAACGAAUGUGCCAAUGCCUGGCGUCCGAGACAUUUGCAGUCCAACGAAAACAUUGACGACAAUGAUCGGGCAACACAAGAACUGUACAAGAAAUUCCGCUCGGUGCUGAACAAGCUGACGCCGGACAAUUUCGACAAACUGGUGCAACAGGUCAAAACGUACGUGAUCGAUACGGAUGAAAGAUUAACCGGUUGUAUAAAACUUGUUUUCGAGAAGGCGAUCUCCGAACCGAACUUCUCCGAAGCCUAUGCCAAGAUGUGCAGAGAAAUCGGAACGAUUGCCGUGUUAGCUACGAACAACGACAAAGACACGAAUUUCCGGACACGUUUGAUCUGGCAGUGUCAACAGGAGUUCGAAGAACGACGGAAUGAUCAAACCAUGGCUAAAAGGGAGAACCGUUUGAAACUGGAAAAGAACAAGGGUCUGGCCAAAGAACAACUAGAAGAGCUCCGGGCACAGCUGGAGGAAGAUGAACAGAGAGUUCGAAGAAGGGCCGUUGGAACGGUACGGUUCAUCGGUGAGCUGUUCAAACACGGUCAGCUGGCGUCAAAAAUCAUGCACAGCUGCAUCACGUCGCUACUGAUGACCGAAGACAAAAACUACGACGAGGAAACGCUCGAGUGUGUCUGCAAACUGCUAACCACGAUCGGUUCAAAGAUGGAAGAUGAACACAAGCAGGAUCUGACCAUUUACUUCGAUAAAAUGGUCGACAUCGUCAAAUACAGGGACCAGUACAACAUCAGCAGUCGAAUACGGUUCAUGCUGCAGGAUGUAAUCGAUUUGCGCCGGAACAGAUGGCAACCACGACGCACGGAUCUUAAUCCGAAAACAAUGAACCAAAUCCAGAAGGAAGCUGAAACCGAACAGUUGCAGCUUAACAUGAGCUACAUGUCGCGUAACAAGGAUAGUGGCUAUUCGAGUGACAUGGGCCGUGGAAAUCGUGGCAAUAACCAAACCGGAAACUCCAAGAUGGGUUCGGGAUAUAAUCAAGGCUCGCUUGGACGUGGCGGCAACCAGAACUCGAUGAAGGGUGGUCGAAUGCAAACCGAUGACGAUGGGUUCCAGCAAAUCUCCAAUCGAAACAACCGUUCUCUGCCGAUCGAUCCGAAAAAGAUCAACAUUCCGAGUCCGGUCGAUAUGCCGGCCCGGCUCGGUGCGGCAACCAACUAUCAAAAUUGGUCGAACACGAGCAACAUGUUUGCUGCGUUGAACAAUGAAGAAAACCAGCAACAGGGAGGAGGUGUCCUGAUGGAUCGCGACAACGAUCGUGAUCGUGACCGAAGUGGAAGCCAUCGGGAUCGGGAUCGUAACCAACGGGAAUGGGAUCGCGAUCGUGAUCGUGAGCGCAGUGUUAGCCACAACAAGAACUCCGGUGGUAAGGAUUCGUAUCACCACAACAAAGGAUCGAUGGAACGUGACCGGUACAAUCGGUACGGAAGCAGUAACAGUCAGAACGACAAUCGUAUGGCUCGUUCGUCCCGGGAAUCGUCUUCGGGUGGUAUGAGACCGAUGAGCGGUCAGCAACACAGCAACAGUCAAAUGCAUGAUCGAGACAGAGACCGUGAUCAUAAUAUGGGCAAAAUGCCUCCUCCCCAGCAGCAACAGCAACAGCAACAACCAUUGCCAAGUCGAUCCUCACAGCAGCGACAUAUUCCAACACAAUCCAAUCAACAGCCGUCGUUGUCACAAUCAGGCCAGGGUCGAUCUGGUGGUCCACCGUCGGCCUUAUCGAAAUCAGGCUCCGGACAGUUGUACCAGGCACCGCCCCAACAACAGCUGCCACAAUUCGCCAUUCCAAAGGACGUCGUGACCGUGCGAAGAAGCUUCCUAACACCGGACAAAGACAUCGAAAUCAAGCUGGUCAAGUUCUCCAAUAGCAUCAACAACGAAAUGGAGGAAGCCGAUAUCGACUACAGUUUGGAAUUCGUGCGGGAUAUCAAACCGGAAUACUACCAUGCCGCCGUUAGCAAGCUGCUAAUGGAUAACCUCGAGCGAGACAUCAAAUCGCGCUCGUUAGCCGUCCGAACCAUCAGCCAGAUGUUCGAGGAAAAACUAAUCACCAAAGCGGACUACCUAUACGCUCUGGAGGAAAUAUUCAAAAGCGCAGAAGAUUUAAUUAUUGAUCUACCUCAGCUGUACAAGUACACAGCGACGUUCUACGUUCUGUUGCUUAAAAAUCGCCACGUUUCGCUGGCAGAUGUACUCUCGGUAGCACAGAACGUCAUUGAUUCGCACGGUGCUGUCUUGCUGAAGGAACUGCUGCUCCAGUAUGAAAGCUUGUUCGGCAAAGAUGCCACCGUGCUGCUGUGGUAUGAAUCAUCACUCGAUUUUAGCGACUUUAUCAAAUCAGCUCCGGCCGAUCGGGAGAAAUAUCUGCACGAUGCCAAGCUCGGUUAUCUGCUCGAUACGGGCAGCAAAGCCCUGGAUAUGCAGACGGUCGGUGAGCAAAUAAAGGAUUUCCUGCGCAGCAAUGCCAAGUUCAAGGAAAUAUUUGACUGGAUUACCAACUACGUUGGUCAGGAACGAAUAUCCUCCAACGAGUUUAUCCGAACCAUUACGAAGGCGGUGAUCGAGCACUGCAUCGACAACCGAACGAAGCUAAGCUUGAAUGAAAUCCAAAAGUGGCACCAGAUACUGCAAAAGUACAUUGAUAGCAAACCGGAACGGGAACUGCAAGCACUUUACGCCAUUCAGCGACUGGUGGUGGAACUGGAACAUCCGCAGAAUCUGCUGCACACGAUACUGGAGCAGCUGUAUGACUGCGAUGUGAUAAUGGAUGGCUUCAGUCUCUGGAAGGACUCAACAGAUCCGCUCGAAGCGGAAGGCAAGGGGGUGUGUCUCAAGGGAAUCACACAGUUCAUGACCAUGUACAUGGAGAAUCUGAGCGAUGAAGAAAACUGAUGCUGAACUUUUUUUUUUAAUCGAAAGGAAAAAAACGCCGCGUAAAUAUUUGACUAUAUUGCAAACAUUAUUAUAAUGAUUAUACUACUAAUAAAUAAUUGAUAAAAAUAUAAUGAAUAAAUCUAACGUUAAGAACAACAUUUAUUUACAUAUAUAUUUAUAAAUUAUCAAAUAAAGUAUCUGGUGAACCACAAAUG